Messenger RNA from Acomys russatus (golden spiny mouse), 3033 nucleotides. RefSeq names its product EYA transcriptional coactivator and phosphatase 4 (gene Eya4). Bases 377 to 2299 code for a protein of 640 amino acids. Gene Ontology annotation, biological process: multicellular organism development; negative regulation of extrinsic apoptotic signaling pathway in absence of ligand; cell differentiation. Gene Ontology annotation, cellular component: nucleus. The record is from RefSeq and is a predicted model, not a curated record. Gene Ontology annotation, molecular function: protein tyrosine phosphatase activity. The transcript is spliced from 20 exons. NCBI's taxonomy places the organism in Eukaryota, Metazoa, Chordata, Mammalia, Rodentia, Muridae.
CGCGCGCUUUCUUUUUUCUUCUGCUUUCCCUGCCGCUCGGCAGCCAGGACUUUUGGCUCGGCUCCUUUCGUCCUCCCCCCCCCUCCUCUCAGCCGGUUCCCCCACCCCGCCCUGUUUCUUCCCCACUUGUGUAAGCUAUUUGUUAGGGGGUGGCCGAAAGGGAUGUCCUGUUUUCACCAGAGACACAGCGUGAAGGGAAAACUUAGACACUGGAAGGAGCGAGACUAAAUACCCAGAUCGGACCUGCGGAUCAGGGACUGGGACAGACAAUUGAACUUCUGGAGCCCAAGGCGGUCCAGGCCGCCAGAGAUAGUCAAUUUUGAGUUCACGGACCGCUGCCUCUGUGUGGGAGUGGCAAGAGAAGCGAGAGAGCCACAUGGAAGACACCCAGGACCUAAAUGAGCAAUCAGUAAAGAAAACGUGCCCAGAAUCCGAUGUUCCAGAACCUCAGAAUUCCAGGUCUAUGGAAAUGCAAGACCUAGCAAGCCCCCAUGCCUUGGUCGGAGGCAGUGAUACACCUGGAAGCUCCAAGCUGGAUAAAUCCAGCCUCAGCAACACUUCAGUCACAACAAAUGGGACAGGAGGGGACAACAUGGCUGUCUUAAAUACAGCAGACUGGCUGCUGAGUUGCAACACCCCCUCUUCCGCAACAAUGUCUCUUCUUGCAGUCAAAACAGAGCCCUUGAACAGCAGUGAGACCACAAGCACGACUGGAGAUGGAGCGCUUGACACUUUUACGGGGUCAGUAAUAACGAGUAGCGGCUACAGCCCCAGGUCUGCACAUCAGUACCCACCACAGCUGUACCCCUCCAAGCCCUAUCCACACAUUCUUUCUACACCAGCAGCUCAAACAAUGUCGGCCUAUGCAGGCCAGACUCAGUAUUCUGGGAUGCAGCAGCCAGCCGUCUACACAGCCUACUCUCAGACAGGACAGCCCUACAGCCUGCCUGCUUAUGCAGAUCUUGGUGUGAUGUUGCCAGCCAUCAAGACCGAAAGUGGGCUUUCCCAAACUCAGUCCCCAUUACAGAGUGGUUGCCUCAGUUACAGCCCAGGCUUUUCUACCCCACAACCAGGCCAGACACCUUACUCUUACCAAAUGCCAGGCUCCAGUUUUGCACCAUCAUCUACUAUUUAUGCAAAUAAUUCUGUUUCUAAUUCAACAAAUUUCAGCAGCUCACAACAGGAUUACCCAUCCUACACAGCCUUUGGCCAAAACCAAUAUGCUCAGUAUUACUCGGCAUCAACUUACGGGGCGUAUAUGACAUCAAACAACACAGCUGAUGGCACAUCAUCGUCAACCUCAACUUAUCAGCUGCAGGAAUCUCUCCCAGGACUGACUAGCCAACCAGGAGAGUUUGACACGGUGCAGAGUCCGUCCACACCAAUCAAAGAUCUUGAUGACAGGACAUGUAGAAGUUCUGGGUCAAAGUCUCGAGGAAGAGGCCGGAAAAAUAAUCCUUCCCCACCUCCCGACAGUGACCUAGAGCGUGUGUUUGUCUGGGAUUUGGACGAGACCAUCAUCGUCUUCCAUUCCCUCCUCACGGGCUCUUAUGCACAGAAAUAUGGCAAGGAUCCGCCAAUGGCUGUGACCCUCGGGCUCCGAAUGGAGGAAAUGAUCUUUAAUCUUGCUGAUACACAUUUGUUUUUUAAUGACUUAGAGGAGUGUGAUCAAGUUCAUAUCGACGAUGUUUCCUCGGACGACAAUGGUCAGGACUUAAGUACCUACAGUUUUGCAACUGAUGGCUUCCAUGCAGCUGCAAGUAGUGCAAACCUUUGUUUGCCAACAGGUGUGAGAGGAGGAGUGGACUGGAUGAGGAAGUUGGCUUUUCGUUACAGAAGAGUAAAGGAGCUAUAUAACACCUACAAGAACAACAUUGGAGGACUCCUGGGCCCUGCCAAGAGGGAUGCAUGGCUACAGCUAAGGGCAGAGAUUGAAGGCCUGACGGAUUCCUGGCUAACGAAUGCACUUAAGUCUUUAUCAAUUAUUAGUACUAGGAGUAACUGUGUAAACGUCUUGGUAACGACAACCCAGCUGAUCCCCGCUCUCGCGAAGGUCCUACUCUACAGCCUAGGAGGUGCUUUCCCCAUUGAGAACAUUUACAGUGCAACCAAAAUAGGAAAAGAAAGUUGCUUUGAACGAAUAAUGCAAAGGUUUGGCAGAAAAGUAGUGUAUGUUGUAAUUGGGGAUGGUGUAGAAGAAGAGCAGGCAGCGAAAAAGCACAACAUGCCUUUCUGGAGGAUAUCAAGCCACUCGGACCUCUUGGCUCUACACCAAGCCCUGGAAUUAGAGUAUUUGUAACUGUGUUCUCUAGCUGGGGAUCCACUUUUUUUUAAUAUAUAUUUCAAGUACACUGAAUUUUUAUGUGUGAUCCAGUGCUGCUGGCUUCUUCUACACAUAUAAACAACGGUCUUAAAGGAUGAAAUCAUACUUGGAAGGAAAACUCCAGAGUGAAGAAUUCAGGUUGCUGAAUGGAAUUAAACUUUAGUGCUACAGAAAAGGAAACUCUAUGGUCUUAUUAUCUUUACAAUACUUUCAUGGUUGAAAAACAAUCUGUGGAGGUUGCUGACACACACCAAAUGAGUCCUAACUGGAAUUAACAGCUUUAGUUAAAGAACUCGAACCCGCCCGAGCCACAGCACCUGUUCUGCCUCCGACAAGGUGGUCGAAAACAUUCCUCAAAAUGGGAGCUCUUCUCAACCCUGAGGUUUGAAUAUGACUUUUAGCCUACCUAGCCCAGAAAAUCUGAAUUGGAAUGCACUCAGACUGUGUAAUGACAGUCCUAUCUAGACCUGUAAUUUGUGUAAAUUAUUGAUGAAAAUAAUUUACUGUGACUUUAUUAGCAGCUGACUCUGAAAGUGGAUGCAACUCUUAUUUCUUGGGGCGGGACAAGGGCUGGGGAAAUGGGAAUAUAAUAUUGUCUCUUUUUUUUUUAAGUUUGGCAAAGAGAAUGUUCAUAUGGAUGAGUUGUGCCUUAAAGACAAGACAGCGUUUGUGUGUUACAACGUAACUUCGCUUAAAGUUUCUGUAGAUAA